AUGGAGCACAUUGGCUCUGCUAGCGCGACAGACUUCGUAGUCGCAAAGCGGUGGAAACUUAUUCGCAAAAUAGGAGCAGGAUCUUUUGGAGAUAUAUAUCUGGGCAUUAAUAUUUCCAACGGUGAAGAGGUGGCUGUGAAAUUAGAGCCGGCUACCGCCAGACACCCACAACUCUUUUAUGAAAAUCGGGUUUACCGAGUCCUUCAGGUUCGUUUUAUCCUUACAUAUCACCUUCAGAAUGCAUUUGCUGUUCCCAGGAUCCAUUGGUUUGGCUCUGAUGGAGUAAAAAACGAGUAUCGCGCAAUGGUUAUGGAUUUACUUGGCCCCAGCCUCGAAGAUCUGUUUAAUUAUGUUGGGCGGAGGUUCACGAUGAAGACGGUUUUGAUGUUGGCCGAGCAGAUGUUGUGGCGCAUUGAAUAUGUUCAUUCGAAAACAUUUAUCCAUCGCGAUAUAAAGCCAGACAACUUCCUCAUGGGCAUCGGUCAGCGUUGUAAUCGGCUAUUUCUUGUCGACUUCGGUUUGGCUAAAAAAUACAGAGACAGCCGAACUCGAUUGCAUAUACCGUUUCGCGACGACAAGAACCUAACAGGAACUGCAAGGUAUGCAAGCAUUAACGCCCACGCGGGAUACGAACAGUCGCGAAGAGACGAUAUAGAAUCGCUUGGAUAUGUGUUUAUGUAUUUUCUAAAAGGACAGUUGCCCUGGCAAGGCCUUCGUGUAAGUGACCACUUUUUAAUUCAAAAUCUAUCGUUUUUCAUUAUUGUUUUCAUGCAGUAUGGUUAA
Molecule: messenger RNA, 783 nt
Organism: Dibothriocephalus latus
Lineage: Eukaryota; Metazoa; Platyhelminthes; Cestoda; Diphyllobothriidea; Diphyllobothriidae
Source: the annotation of a GenBank genome assembly